Erigeron canadensis is the source of this 462-nucleotide messenger RNA. RefSeq lists its product as uncharacterized. NCBI's taxonomy places the organism in Eukaryota, Viridiplantae, Streptophyta, Magnoliopsida, Asterales, Asteraceae. The coding region runs from base 1 to 462 and encodes 153 amino acids. The record is from RefSeq and is a predicted model, not a curated record. The transcript has a single exon.
AUGCUAGAGGAGUAUGAGUCCAGGCGUGGAUACUAUGAGGGUGCAUUCGCUGGUGACGCUAAACACAUACACACUUUGCUAUCAACGUCUUAUCCAAAUGGUCGCCCACAAGAUUACUGGAUGAUGAAUCCAUAUUGCGCUAUGCUUCUGUCUAAUGCUUUAGGUGUAAUAAUUAUCUGUUUAAGUCUAGAGGAGAACAUCACAUGUUUUCCUUUUUGGAAGGAGCCAGGCGAGCUAUACAUAGACGACCCGAUAUGCAUUGCCCUGGUAUCGGGGUCCACACAUUUUGUUACGGUUUUUUUAGACAAGGACUGCCCAAUGCCUUACACCUCAGCUUGGGAACAUGAUAAACCUGCAUCGCAGGCCUGGGUAAGACAUCCGAAGUACAGAGACCGUUUGGCUGAGUACCAUAGACACAUUCAAGCUAAUAAGGCACCUACGGGAUAUGAGAUCCUUGAAUAG